Chara braunii is the source of this 2145-nucleotide messenger RNA. NCBI's taxonomy places the organism in Eukaryota, Viridiplantae, Streptophyta, Charophyceae, Charales, Characeae. The record is from the annotation of a GenBank genome assembly.
GGCCUGGACUGAGCAGUACCAAGCUAAUAAGGGCCAAGAUGUGACCCUCCAUUCCAUUCGGACCGGGUUUAGAGAGUUUGCGCGCGACAUGGUGACCCACGUCGAGACCGAAGUUAAGAGACUGAAGGAAGGCGUAGAUAAGUUAUGUUCAGGCGCCAUUGAAGGCGCCAAGGUAGUGGCCAUGGCAGAGGCCGAAGCGCGUCCCUGCAAAGAGCCUGUCAAGCUCAAGUUUCCUGACUCUUAUAGCGGGAAAAAGGACGAUAACUUUGAUAAUUGGGAGGCCAGCAUCAACACGUAUGUGUAUUUACAACAUAUUGCGUCAGAGGAACAAGUCCUCGUGGCAUUCCAUGCGGUGAAGGAUGAAGCGGCCAACUUUGCCAGGUCCCUUGCGCGCGCAGCCGAUUGUGAGCACAAUAUAGUUGCAUACUCUAAGCUCACCCCUCUUCCUACAUUCCUCAAACUCCUGCGGGAGAGGUUCGCUGACGUCACAAGGGGCGUCAGGGCCUCCGAUAAGCUGCAAACAAUCCACUCCAGGCAAUGGAAGAGUGCAAGAGCACUGAAGGCAGUGAUGGAUGACCUUGUAGCCAUCCCAGACCACGGGGUCACUGAGACCCAAUUGAUUAACUUAUUUUAUCGUGCCAUGCCAGAGCCCCUGCAAGGGCAUUUCUUUCAUAAGACCCAACAUGCCAAUAUUACGUAUGAUGCGUUAAGCAGAGAAGUGGUCCUGUUUGAGGCAAAGUCCAUGCGAGUUUCCACUUUCUGGCAUAAGGACUUAGACAAGGGAAAAAAGUGGAAGGGACGUACCAUCUCAGGUCAGGUUAGGGCCAAGGAUCACCUGAUCCUUACUUUAGAUGAGGGUGGUACGGACGAAGUCCCCUACAGUCAGAUUGAGUGGGGGCUAGCGGAGGAGCUGUUGUCGCGGCUGGAGGGAGGCCGCAAGGUAGAGGAGGCCAGGGCCAAGGGGGCCGGGCCAUGGGUGGUCGAGGUCCGGGUGCACAGGGGGUUGGCGGUCAAAGGAACCGUCAAGAGGGAGGUAGGGGUCAAGGUCCCCCGCCGAAUCGCUCAGGGCCUAGUCGAUCGCUGCAGCGCAGAGGUGGAAGGUCACCUCAGAGACGAGGAGGUUGGCACCCAGGUCUUGGAGAAGCUGAGAGAGGCCAACUUCAAGAUCAAUGCGAAGAAGUGCGAGUGGACACAAGUCUUGUACUUGGGCCACAUUUUAGACGGAGAUGGCAUUAAGCCAGAGGACAACAAAAUAGCGGCGAUUAGAGAUUGGCCGACACCCCGUACACUAACAGAGUUGCGGUCGUUCUUAGGUCUGGCUAACUACUAUAGGAAGUUCGUAAGGAACUUUUCGACCAUCGUCGCUCCCCUUCACCGGUUGCUAAAGAAAAAAACAAUCUGGCAAUGGGACAAAGAUUGUACGUCCGCGCUCACGAAGUUAAAGUGCGCGUUGAUAGAGUACCAUGUUCUCAAAGUAGCAAAUCCGUCUUUGCCAUUUGUUGUCACCAUGGACGCGAGUCAGUAUGGUAUAGGCGUCGUGUUACAGCAAGACGACGGCAAUGGCUACAGACCCGUAGAGUUCAUGUCAGCGAGGAUGCCCUCAGAGAAGGUAGCUACCUUGACUUACGAGAGAGAACUCUACGCUCUCAGGCAAGUCUUAGAACACUGGAAACAUUACCUGCUUAGGAGGCACUUCAAAGUGUAUUCAGACCAUGAGACUCUUAGGUGGCUGAAGACACAGGCCAAAAUGACACCUAAGUUGACUAGGUGGGCCGCUGAGAUAGACCAGUAUGACUUUGAGCUCAAACCGGUCAAGGGCAAGUACGAUGUGGUUGAGGAUGCUCUAAGUAGGAGAUCAUACUACUUUGGAGCUAUAGUCCACUAUCUGGAUGUAGGGACAGACCCGCAAGAGAAAGCAAGAAGGACGGGAAGUGUUCAAGCACUGGCGUCAGGGGGCAUGGAGGUUGCCCAGGUCGUCGGAGCCACAGGGCCACGGAAAAGAUUAGCGAAGGGGUAAGCAGCAGAAGGCCGCAAGAAAAUAGUAAGGAUGGCCCUUCUCCCCCGACAAGGAGAAGGACCACCGAAAAAAGUAGUGUCGUAAGAUGUAUACCACAGGGAGAAAAGAAAUCAAGAAAACUGAGAAGA